This is a messenger RNA of Rubroshorea leprosula, 1704 nucleotides long. Lineage: Eukaryota; Viridiplantae; Streptophyta; Magnoliopsida; Malvales; Dipterocarpaceae. The record is from the annotation of a GenBank genome assembly.
GUAUCUUCUCUCUUCUUUCUCCUCUCUUUGCUUCGUACGCGUACUGUCUUUCCGCUUCGCUCUGCUCUCCUCUGAACUUCACCGAUCUUUCUCUCUCAAGUGCAAAUCCUCAGCAAAUUCGAUGGCAAUGCAGGAAGGAAGUCCUGCCCAUGGCCCCAGUGCCCAAGUUGUUGGUAAUGCUUUUGUACAGCAGUAUUACCAUAUUCUUCAUCAAUCACCAGAAUUGGUGCAUAGGUUUUAUCAAGAUUUGAGUUUUCUGAGCAGGCCCAAUGUUAAUGGUGAUAUGACAACAGUGACAACAAUGCAAGCAAUUAAUGAGAAGAUUCUAUCACUGAACUAUGAAGACUAUACCGUGGAGAUUGAAACUGCAGAUGCACAAGAGUCUUAUGAGAAAGGGGUGAUUGUAGUGGUGACUGGGUGCUUAACUAGGAAGGAUAAUGUGAGAAAGAAAUUCACACAAACAUUCUUUCUAGCUCCACAAGACAAAGGUUAUUUUGUCUUCAAUGAUAUUUUUAGAUAUAUUGGGGAGAAUGAUCUGCGCAUCAAUUCUUUGCCAGCUAAUGGCAUUAUUGAGAAUACCUCAGCAUCUGCCUCAGCCCCAGAACCAGAGCCUGUUCAUGAUCAUCAUGCAGUGGAACCUGAAGCUUACCCUGAAGAGGAAGAUCUUGACAAUGGUGCUGAAGUUUGUGACCCUUCAGAUAAGGAGGAAGGAUCUGUUAUUGAAGAGGAGAUUGAUGAACCUCAAAACAAUGCUAGUAUGAAUGAUAGUCUUAUAGGUGCUGAUUCAGCUCCCGUAGUCCAGGAAGAUGCUCCAAAGCAAUCAUAUGCUUCAAUUCUCAAAGUAAUGAGAAGUAGCCCAGCAUCCACCCCAGUCUAUGUUCCUACCAAUAAUGUGAGAGUGGCAGCUUCAGAUCAACAGUCAUUUGCUUCUGUAAAACCUGCUGCAGCACCAGAGAUAUCAGUUCCUAGCAGUGAAAAUGCUCCUGACAGUGGAAAUGUUAACAAUGAAGCUGAAGGACACUCCAUAUAUGUACGGAAUUUGCCGUUCAAUGCAACACCAGCACAACUUGAGGAGGCAUUCAUAAAAUUUGGCCCAAUUAAGCGCAAUGGCAUCCAAGUCAGAAGUAAUAAGCAAGGAUUCACUUUUGGCUUUGUCGAAUUUGAGAUGUCUAGUUCUGUACAGGGUGCACUUGAGGAUUCACCAAUAACAAUUGGGGAUCGUCAAGCUUUUGUUGAAGAAAAGAGGACAAACACUCGAGUUGGCACCAGCGGUGGUGGCAGUGGCAGUGGCAGAGGGGGAAGGUAUUCUUCUGGAAAAGGUGGAUUCCGUAGUGACAGUUUCAGGGGUCGUAGUGGGAACUACGGAGGUGGCCGAGGUUAUGGCAGGAGUAAUGAAUUCAGAAACCAGGGAGAGUUUUCUGGUCGACCAAAGGGUGGACGCAACGCUGGCAACUAUCAGCGGGCUAAUCAGGACGAAAGUGGAAGGAGUGGUGGGCGCCAAGGUGGUGCCAGAGUUUAAGUUUAGUUAGUUUAGUUAGUUUUUGUCUGAACAACAGCUAAUCAAAUGAUUUUUUUUCCUAAACGGUAUAAAUGAGGGGUAUCAGAGAAGUUAGAAAUUCAAGUUUUUGAUUUUUAUUAUAAUUCCAACUAUGUAUAAGGAGUUUGAUGCAAGUAUGUGUUUUUUAAUAAAAAAUUUUAAUUAAC